GCAAGAAUCAUCGAUCAGACGGGCGCGGCCCUAUUUAUAGCCCCUCGCGCACUACUCUCCCCCACAUCCCAACCGGGCCGAGCACAAACGAAGCACUACAGACCUCGCGGCCAAAGAAAGAGAGGCAAGAGCAGAGAAAAUCAGCCACGAGAUCGAGCAUGUCGGGCGUGUGGGUGUUCCGGAACGGCGUGGUGAGGCUGGUGGAGAACCCGACGUUGGGCGCGGCCGCGGCGGCGUCGGGCAAGCGCAAGGCGCUGCUGCACACGCCGUCCGGGGAGGUGGUCUCGUCGUACGCGUCGCUGGAGCGCAAGCUGGCGGCGCUCGGCUGGGAGCGCUACUACGCCGGCGGCGACGUCGGGAUGCUGCAGUACCACAAGCGCUCCUCCGUCGACCUCAUCUCGCUGCCCAAGGACUUCGCGCACUUCGGCUCCGUUCACAUGUACGACAUCGUCAUCAAGAACCGCGAUGCCUUCCGCGUCAUCGACGCCUAGGCCGCCCGCCCUCCGUUGAGUUGCUUGCCUGUUCAUCUAGCCAUGCAUCUAGGUACGUACGUGCGUGCGUGCUUGUUCUUGUGUACGUGUGAUCUGUAUGUACGUUCUUACAACGUAUAUGUGUGUAAUGCCGCACGUGGCGUAUCGACGUAUAUUGAUACUACACGUGUGCAUAGGCCUUCCAAGGAGUCGUGGAUAUGGUCGAUUUGCAUGCUGUGGUAAUUUUUUUCACUGCCUUUGUGUCUA
Molecule: messenger RNA, 737 nt
Organism: Phragmites australis (common reed)
Lineage: Eukaryota; Viridiplantae; Streptophyta; Magnoliopsida; Poales; Poaceae
Product: flowering-promoting factor 1-like protein 2
Exons: 1
Coding region: 159-491 (110 amino acids)
Biological process (GO): regulation of flower development
Source: RefSeq, a predicted model, not a curated record